Molecule: messenger RNA, 1377 nt
Organism: Ambispora gerdemannii
Lineage: Eukaryota; Fungi; Glomeromycota; Glomeromycetes; Archaeosporales; Ambisporaceae
Source: the annotation of a GenBank genome assembly
AUGGAUUUUCUCAUUGGUGAAGACUAUGAAAAAGAACGUCAACGACGUAUUGCCGAAAACAAGGCACUUCUAGCGCGACUAAAUAUCCAACACGGUAGACGUAUACAAGGGGGUAGAAUCUACGAUUCUGAACUUGGGACUACAUGUCAUCAGUGUCGGCAAAAAACCAUUGAAGAAAAAAUCCGAUGCACCAAUGAAUUGGAGGAAGGUCAGAUGUGUCGUGUGAUGCUUGAUGAAAGGUGUUUGGUGGGAAGAUAUGGUGAAAAUUUGGAGGAGGCUCGUAGGACCGGUGAAUGGAUAUGUCCCAAAUGUCGUGACAUCUGUAACUGUUCGUUCUGUCGACGAAAGAAAGGAUUGCAACCAACAGGUUUACUUAAAAGCAUUGCCUUGAGAAAAGGUUUUAAAAGUGUUAGACACUUUUUAGGCGAUGGUUUAAAAUUCGACAAAAAAAUUGUGAUUGAUGAUGAAACUAACCUCAAAAUUGAAGAUGCUGAUAAUAACUUUGUGCCUUUUAUCAAGAAUGAAGAUAUCGAAUCUGAUAUUUCUUUGAUGCAAACAAAAGAUGAAAACUCUGCCGAAACUUUUCAUAAUAUCAAGAGGGAAAAUCAUGAAAAUUGUCGAUUUCAAGAGAUUAUCAAAGAAACUACUCUUGAACAGUCUGAUCAGCUCGUUCCUUCUCGAGAUGACGUUGAUAUCAAACCAAUCAUCAAAGACUCCGAAGUCAGGAAUCCACUCCUUAAGGAAGAAGGAAUGGUCGAAGUCAAAAGGCGAACUACUAAAGGCAAAAGGCGAGCUAUUAAAAGGCAAUUCACUAAAAUCAAAAGGCACAUCACUAAAGGCGAAAACACAACGACUAAAGUCAUUAAUCCAAUCAACAAGCGUAAACACGUUGAUCUAUUAUACGAUUAUGAAAAUAAUUCUGGGUUCAAUAAUCCGAUUAAUAAUACAUCAGACGACGCAUCCGACGAUGAAAACUUUUUUUAUAACAUGAAAAAAGAGGAAAACACAUCCGAGAUUGUUAAUCCUUUUAUUGAUAACGAAAAUUUCUCGGACUCAUUUGAUAUUGUAAACCCAACCGUCAAUAACGAAUUUGACUUGGAUGCACGCCUUCAACUUGGUGACUCUUCGGAAACCAUUGGCCCGUUUACUAAAUAUAAAAAUUUCACUGGAUUCAGACAUCAAAAAAUUAAACAAGAAAAUGAUGUUUCUCAAAUCCUCAAUCCAUUAUAUAUUACUUCCCAAAACAGAAACCAAUUCAUCAAAAACGAAUAUCCAUUCAUUAAGGACGAUGACAUCGACUGGAAUGGGUUCCAAGAUGGCGUCUGUGUCUUGGUCAAUAAUUGUAACUUCAAUCCGAAUGCUUAUAUCUUCAAAUAA